CUCAUGUCUUCUUCGAACCGCAUGUGCAGAGGCACUCUCACUGUUGAGUCAUCGCCACGCUUGUUCUGCUGAAGGACUCAAUAGUGUAGGCAGAGAGUCUGCCUCCCUUGGCGCCAAACUUCAGCCGGACGGCGAAUAGGAGUCACGUUUCACUCGUCCCUCGCCUCGCAUAGUCGCUAAGGACUCCCGAAAGAGCCGAGCCCCGAGGCGCUGAGACGUAGCUGCAGACCGCCUCGUCGAGCAAGAUGCCUCGCGGCUACCAGAAAAAGCCGCAGCGCCGACCGGGGACGGCUCUGCCGUCGGGUCAGGUGCAACCCGCCGACUGGGCCGCCGAUGCAGGCCGCGCGAACACGGGUAAGGCAGGCGCCGCCAACAAGGUAAAGCUAUACAGGCACCCUCUUCCGCUACAUUUUGUUCCGCGAGACGAUGAGAGGGAGUGGAAUGAGAAGGAGCAGAGGGAGCUGGAGAGGAGGCGCGCGAAGGCACGAGCGAUCGCGAUGCGGAACGCUGCCCACGCGACGGGUGCAAACGUGGAUGAGAAAGGCAAAGCGAAGCAGGUCGAGAGGCAAGGCGAGAGCUGGGCCCAGUGGCUCUCUUUGUUCAUCCCCUCCUUCUUGAGCACUCGUGGCCAGCAUACGGCAAGCAAUGCUACCUCGGAGAAUGUUUCGAACGCAGAGCCCACUGGCAGCUCCUCGCCGCUCAUCGUGACUGGACACUUCGAUCCACUCACAUGCAGCGUAUGGGUCACUUGCCCCGAAUCAGCCACCCUCCUCUGGCGGCGUGGCUUCUUUGGCAAGGGCAGCCUCUCGCGCUCCGAGCCGACGUGGCGCGAGCGGCAGGUGCACACGCGCACGAUUCUGGCGCAGCGUGCACGCGCAGAAGCAGUGGCCAGCGCCGGGGCUGUAGCUGCAGGGGCUCGAGCGACGCCGUUGACCGCCGAGGAGCUGACAGCGAUCCGGCGACGAGAGCGGCAGGUGGCUAAGAUCGAGCGCGCCAAGGCGGCCGUACGCGCGGGCACACAGCUGCCGGACGGCAUCAUAGCACUCGGCGGGUCGCUGGAUGCGGACGAGCUCGAGGAGAUCAUGCGCAAAGUCCAAGUGCAUGAUGCAGCCCCUGCAGGCGUAGUGGACGGCGGCGGUGGCAGUGAUGUUGCUGCUGGAGCAGGAGAGACAGAGGACGAUGGGUACAGAGGGCAGCACGUGCCUGGUCUGAUCUACUUUCGACAGCCGGCGAGCAAAGGGCCCGCGCAGGCGCAGGUUCAGCAGGAGCCAUGCGCGCGAGAAGGGGAUAAGCCAACGACGGCAAAGGCGAAUGACCCGGUCUCUGCCUCCUCUCCUGGCGCAUCGUCUGCAACCGCAGACGACGCGGCAAUGUCAUCAUCGCAAACGAGCAAGCAACAUGAUCUCGCCAAGCAAGACCGCACAAAGCAGGGUGCGGUUGUUCAAGAGGAAGAAGUGGGAGCGGAAGAGUCGAUCAACGUGGACGUGGACGAAGUGGAGUUUGUGCAGCUCAGCAUGGUUGAAGCGUUCUUCCUCGCUGCCAUGCUGGGCGUGUUGCAGGUCAAAGAUCAAGAGGAAUGCGUCCUCGAUCUGGACACGCUGUACAUGCUCUGCCUGGCGGCGCAUCCGCAAUUUGCACACUGUGCGCAUCCGUCUCUGCGCGACCUCCCGCUGUCGGAGCCGAGCGCACUGCUGCGCUCGUCCUCGCCGGCGCAGCUGGCACUGCUGCGGCGCCCGGACAACCCGUUCUUGCUGGCGUACGUUGCCUACCACUACUUCCGCAGCCUCGGCUGGGUCGUCAAAAGCGGGACCAAGUUCUGUGUCGACUACCUGCUGUACAAGCGCGGGCCCGUCUUUGGGCACGCUGAAUUUGCCGUGCUGGUGAUACCGAGCUACGACGAGGACGAGGGCGAAGCGCAGCAAGAGACCGAGCGGCCAGCAGAUGACGGGGAGGCUGCGCGCGGGCGGGACGUGUUCGGCAUCAAAGAGAGCGGCGGGGGCGGAGGGGCGACGACGGGGGUGAUGGACUGGGUGCGCUUCAGCUCUGUGAACCGCGUGAAUACGCAGGUGCUCAAGACGCUCCUACUCUGCUACGUCUCGGUGCCGUCUGUGCAGCGCAGCAGCGCAGAGGGCGUUGUGGACACCCCCGCGGCGCUCGUGCGCGGCCUGCGCCAGGGACGCAGCUUCCGAGUGCAGGUCGUCGCAGUGCGCCGCUGGGUGCCGGCGCGGAUGAAGGCGUGAUAAUGGAUGCAGCGGUGGCGCGGGCUGGGGCUGCAUGUGUAGAUAGAUAUGCCUGUAUUGGUGCAGCAAAGCAUACAUUCCAUCGUGCGAGGCGCGAUGGGGACAG
This is a messenger RNA of Tilletiaria anomala UBC 951, 2346 nucleotides long. RefSeq lists its product as uncharacterized. Gene Ontology annotation, molecular function: tRNA-intron lyase activity; nucleic acid binding. Lineage: Eukaryota; Fungi; Basidiomycota; Exobasidiomycetes; Georgefischeriales; Tilletiariaceae. Bases 246 to 2240 code for a protein of 664 amino acids. The record is from RefSeq and is a predicted model, not a curated record. Gene Ontology annotation, cellular component: tRNA-intron endonuclease complex. The transcript has 2 exons. Gene Ontology annotation, biological process: tRNA-type intron splice site recognition and cleavage; tRNA splicing, via endonucleolytic cleavage and ligation.